Messenger RNA from Theileria orientalis strain Shintoku, 777 nucleotides. RefSeq lists its product as hypothetical. The record is from RefSeq and is a predicted model, not a curated record. Lineage: Eukaryota; Apicomplexa; Aconoidasida; Piroplasmida; Theileriidae. The coding region runs from base 1 to 777 and encodes 258 amino acids. The transcript is spliced from 6 exons.
AUGAACUCGUAUAAAUCUGGUUUAAGUAAUGUUUUCAAUGAGAAGAAUAAAAAAUUAAGUGAGGAAUCACUGAUUGACAAUUUAAUUCACGAGUUGAAGCAGUUGGAUUCAAAUUUGGAGGAGCUUUUUCACAUUUCAAAUGCUGAUUUAACUACACAUUAUUCGAUUCAUAAAUUUCGGCUCAAGGCAUCGAGGCGAAUAAGCUCAUAUUCGAAUCUUUUGAGGAAUCUGGUUAAAUCGUACGAGUCGACAACGAGUACGCAGCAGUAUGUAAAGUUGUUUACCAUACACCAGUUCUACAACGAACGCUUGAUGAGACACAAAAAUAAGUUGAGCGAGUGGUGGUCGAGAAAUGAAAGACGCUACCACGCGCUCUGCCUGUCCUCCUUCGUUUCACAAAUCAGCCAGCCAGACGGCCAGACAACUACCUCACUGCCGACACCUAGCGCCCUUGGGAGGGACGACAUGCUGAAGGUCAGUUCGAAGGACGACCGCCUGAUGCGGAAGCUGAAGGAUACGAGGAACAUGAUGAUCAACCAGAUAAACCAGAUGGACGCCGCAGAGUCGUCGCUGCUGAAGUCAGCAAUAAAGCGCUACGGAAUGGUCAGGAGCUGCUACUUCCUGUUCUUGUUCUCGUGCGGAUUCAUAGUGCUGCGAAGAUUUAGGUUCUUUAAGAUAUUCUAUCUGGGGUUCAAAGUGAUUAAGUAUCCAAUCAAGUAUUUGUCUGGCAAGUCGAAGCCAGUGAAGGAUGUCAAUUCUGAAUUAGCAGAAUUAUAA